This is a messenger RNA of Drosophila suzukii, 1580 nucleotides long. NCBI's taxonomy places the organism in Eukaryota, Metazoa, Arthropoda, Insecta, Diptera, Drosophilidae. The record is from RefSeq and is a predicted model, not a curated record.
UUUUUCUAAUAUGGAUUUGAAGUACCACAAUAAAGAUGUUGUGCUAGAGAUCAAGGGAUCGGACGCGCUCUUUCUCAACACCUCCAUUUUGGACGUGUUGAAGUCUUUGAAGGAAUUGUCCGAGCCAGCCGGAGAUGCAAAUUCUGGCCGUGUCCCCAAGAGACGGAGGGAAGAAGAAGAAGAGCCUAAGACACCCGAAAAAAAAGGACGGAAACUAAGUUUCGACGACGUGGGCUUCGAGCAAUCGAACUCAUUCGAGGAGCUGGAGGCCAGUGGCUCCAGCCAGUCACCACUCCAUCCUCACUCAUCAUUCGAGGAGCUGGAGGCCAGUGGCUCCAGCCAGUCACCACUCCAUCCUCACUCAUCAUUCGAGGAGCUGGAGGCCAGUGGCUCCAGCCAAACUACUCUCCAUCCUCACUCAUUAUUCGAGGAGCUGGAGACCAGUGGCUCCAGCCAAAAAACUCUCCAUCCUCACUCACCCUUCGAGGAGCUGGAGGCCAGUGGCUCCAGCAAGUCAACUCUCCAUGGCUCACCCGAGACAGAGACCCUCGCCCACUCGUCGCCCUUGCAGCCUCUGAGCCACAUACGAAACACCGAGGACCUAAAGGCAGGCGAGGUCUCAUGGUUCUUACAAGCCAAGACAUGGAGACUAAACGUGGAUGAGAUCCGCAAGGUCUACCGGGACAGGCUAGAGAGGGUUCAUGACUGCUUGGAGUGCGGCGUCAUUCUCCACAGCCACAAAGCCCUAGCCGAGCAUGAGAAGUUGGACGACCACGUCCAGGAAAAGGAGCGAAUCGAAAAUUUUUUUAAUUCCAAGUUAAAAUCUAUGUGUCCUAUCUGUGGAGCUAAAGCUGGAAACAAAACGAAGCUGAGGAACCACGUGAUCAGCACUUCCGGACGGAAACUAAGUUUCGACGACGUGGGCUUCGAGCAAUCGAACUCAUUCGAGGAGCUGGAGGCCAGUGGCUCCAGCCAGUCACCACUCCAUCCUCACUCAUCAUUCGAGGAGCUGGAGGCCAGUGGCUCCAGCCAAACUACUCUCCAUCCUCACUCAUUAUUCGAGGAGCUGGAGACCAGUGGCUCCAGCCAAAAAACUCUCCAUCCUCACUCACCCUUCGAGGAGCUGGAGGCCAGUGGCUCCAGCAAGUCAACUCUCCAUGGCUCACCCGAGACAGAGACCCUCGCCCACUCGUCGCCCUUGCAGCCUCUGAGCCACAUACGAAACACCGAGGACCUAAAGGCAGGCGAGGUCUCAUGGUUCCCACAAGCCAAGACAUGGAGACUAAACGUGGAUGAGAUCCGCAAGGUCUACCGGGACAGGCUAGAGAGGGUUCAUGACUGCUUGGAGUGCGGCGUCAUCCUCCACAGCCACAAAGCCCUAGCCGAGCAUGAGAAGUUGGACGACCACGUCCAGGAAAAGGAGCGAAUCGAAAAUUUUUUUAAUUCCAAGGCCUUUAUAAACCCCCAAGACGCAGAGCCGAUCGCGGAGCCGGAGACCGUUGCCGAUAUAAUGGGUCUCAUAAUGGACGAGUCCUUCCCUGACUUGUUCCAAUAAACAUAUAUAUAUAAUAUAUUCAUUA